Molecule: messenger RNA, 1289 nt
Organism: Durusdinium trenchii
Lineage: Eukaryota; Dinophyceae; Suessiales; Symbiodiniaceae
Source: the annotation of a GenBank genome assembly
AAAACGUCCAAAACCUGGCACACUCGCAACCUUGAUGCUAUGGCUUUUCAUGCAGACCAGCAUUAGAGUGGCGUGCUCAGCUCACCAGAUUGACAGGCAGGACCUAGCACUGACCUCUUUGAGCCUUAGAUGCUUCGGUCAUUUUCGGUCACUUGUCCAGCCCCGUGCUGUGAAUGGGAAGCGAUUCCAUCAGGAAGAUAUCCCUUGAGGAUGUUCCAGCAUUUAUGAAGUUGCAGGAUGAGUUUGUCCUUGAGCAUCAUGCACUGACGCAGAAGCUCUACGACAAGGUCACACUUUCAGAUUGGCAGCACUGUUUAAUUUGCCCUGAAAAGAUCAUGCUGGAGCCUGGAGGCAGAGAAAAGCAGCUUGUUGGCAUGGUGAAGCAGGAAGAUAAGGUAUUUCGGAACAUACAUGUCUUGAUGGUUGAUGAUGGCCCCACUCAGGUGGGCUACAUCAUGCUCCAUGUCCAGAAGUCCCAGAGGAGAAGACCAGAGGCGUACGUGCAGGUGAAACAGCUCUAUGUGCGCUCCACACAUCGUCAGCGCGGUUUGGGAACACUUCUCUUGGAUGGGAUGAGAAAGGUGAGCGGUCCAGAAGCUGAUGACUUACGUUUGAGUGUCCUGGAUUCAAAUACAUCUGCCUUCAACUGGUAUCGUUCCCGUGGCUUUGUGCUGACUGGAGUUGUCUGGGAAUACCUUGGACAUCAAGAGGAUGCACAUUUAGUCGCCUACAAGGUCAUGCAGAGACUCACAAAGUCUGAGUCCGUGAAGAGUGACAAAGCAAUCCUCUUUCGCUCAGAAGUGAUUGGAGAGGUUGUCGGCAUCCAAUACCCAGAUGGUUCCGGGCCAUUUGAUGUUACAAUCAGAGGAUGGAUCGAGUCUGAGCAGCUGCACAUGGUGGAUUCCAAAAGCUUAUCUACGUGGAAUGGUGAGCGAUUUACCGACCUCAUUGACUUCAACGAAGCUUUCACCAGUGGCCGGGCAGCCUUUCACAGGAAGCUAUCUCUCGUGAUGCGAGAUGUGGAGAUGACGAAGAUGCUGGCUAAAAAGGCCAAAGAGAAGGGGUCUGAUCCGGAUGAACGGAGAAAGCGAAAAAAACAGGAGCAUCCACUACAUCGAACAUUACGAAAGCACCGUCAAGUGCAAUCCUGAAGGAACUGGGCGCUCGCCAGCAGAAAAAUAGUGACGUGGUGAUGUCUGCAAUUGUCUUCGAUUAGACGUUUUCUUGUCUGGACAUGUUCUUCUGAAGUCGUUGCUGUCGGUAAUUCCGCAGCCUUCAGCACAAAGCCA